CUGAAACGAAAGUGAAAUAGUGGAUGCAGUGAAAUAAUAGGACGACGCGUUUCAUACCCAAACAGUAUUCGCAUGAGGGGUGAAACGAUGGAUGAAUAUCCUUAUCCCAUCAAUAUAGACGUCAGUUGGACAAACUCUGUCUCUAAAGGGAUACAGAACAAGCUUCAGAUUUAUUUUCAAAGUAAAAAGAAGUCGAGUGGAGGGGACUGCUUGGUGCACUACGAGGAUCAACGCUCCACUAGCGCAACUGUUUAUUUCAAAUCUGAGGAUGUCAGGGAAAGCGUUCUAUCGAGAGAUAACCAUGAAAUUACUGUAGACAAUGAAACUGUGAAGUUGCGCUUGUCAUCACCAUCGGGGGAAAAUCUGAAAGAGGCUUGCACUCUGUCGCUUGGUGCUACAAGCAAUGAAUUGUCAGAUGUGUCAAGUGAAGCACAGAAAGCUCCCAACUCUGAGAGUGGGCCUGGAGAGGGAGGUGGAGCUGAGGUGUCUCCUCAGAGCUCUGCUGUGGUGCUGGAGAGAGUUCCUGAGAACAUGCCGAGAGACUUGCUGUUGUUGCUGGUGGAGACCAUCUCUGGCCUGGAGGAAGAAACCUUCUCACUGGAGGUCAUCAGUGAGACAAACAGAGCUGUUGUGACCUUCAAUAAUCCCAAAGAUGUGGAGCGUUUUCUCACUGAGAGCAAGAGGAACAAUAGUUUCCAGAAGCAGGGUUUGAUUGGCCGGUUGCUAGAGAGGUGCCAGAGUGUGAGAGUGGAGAACCUGGCCUCGAACAUACUUCAGGAUAUGCUGGAGCUCUACAUUGAGAAGUGGGCUGGCCCAGCAAAGGACAUCACUGUGUUUCGUGAGGAACAGGCAGCCAUUGUCACCUUCCAUGCACCAGAAGCUGUGGAAACCACUCUAAAUAAACGUCUUGUAAUUGGCAAAGUCCCAGUCAACGUGUAUCCAUACUAUGAGUCCUUAGGAACUGCCUUGUAUGGAAAGGAGAGGCCAAUGUGGAAGAUGCCUGACCCCUUCAUAGAGUGUGUGCAUUCUGCCGUAUGGAAAUUCCUCUCCACGAAGAGACAGUUUUCCCGCAUCACUGACCAGAUGAAGGCUCAUUUCUGUCAAGUAAACAUGGAUACUCCUGAGGUAAAACUCAGUCCUUUGCCAACCCUGCUAAGGCAGAAAGGACUAACAAGCAAACAUGUAGAUGGAUGGAAGCAGAAUGCCUUGAUCGUCUUCCGUGACAUCAUGGCCAAAUAUGCUGUGUUUGAGUGUUUUGUAAGUGCCCCAGCGUGGAAGGCAGUGGAGAAAGAAGUCCGCUCGGUGGUGAAAGAGGAUGCUGUCCUAGCUAUGGAUGCCUCCAAAGGGUCUCUGACAGUUGCAGGUCUGGCCGAAAACACAAAGCGACUCCAGGGGCUGGUGGAAGACCUCAUGCAGAGGGCCAUGAGUCGGAUAGAGAGGCAGAGGGAUGGCAUCUCGGAGGAGAUGGACAUGUCCCCUGCCAUGUUCUAUAUCCUACAGCAGGAAGGACUUCUGAAGUGCGCAGCAGACAAAGCCCCAGAGAUGGGUUUUUCUUACAGAGACGACACCAAGAAGUUGGUUCUCUCAGGUCUUGUUGCAGAGGUGUACAAAAUUAAGUACUGGAUUCUGGAGAGGGAGCUCAAGAUGAAUAAGAAGCAGCUGAAGCUGGAACCCCAAAUCCUGGACUUCCUGAGGUCAGUCGACAGUAUGGAGAUGUCCCAGGACCUGUUCACAUCCCGGGGCAUCAACGCUGUGUACAGAGUGGAGGGUGGAAAGGUACUUCUGACUGGUAGCUCAGACAGAGCAUUGGCUGAUGCAGAGCAGAGGGUGAAGACUGCCCUGUCCCUGCAGAGCCUUAUGGUGGAGGAUCAGGAGGUGCUGAGGAAGCCUGAGUGGAAAGAUCUGAACAACCAGCUGGUGGAUGCCUACAACUCCAUAAAGAAAAGAACGGUGGUGAUUAAGCUUCACCCAGAGAGGAGAGACAGAAUCAUUGUGUCUGGCUUCCUGGACCCGGUCAGAGAGGUCAGCAAUAGUCUGCGGGACUUUGUUGAAAACUACUCACGAGUCGAAGAGGCUGUCCUUCUCAAGUCCUGUGCCGUGGUUAAAUUCAUCCAGGAGAACAAAUCCCAGGACUGGGAACAUUUUGGCAAGCGUGAUGAGGUGAACGUCUACUUUGACCCCAGAAGGCCCAAAAUGGUCCUUUCUGGAGAGCGUCUCUACGUCAAGAAGGCCAAAGAGACCUUUCAGAAGAUGGUAGCAACUUUCUGCACUGAUGAGCUCACCAUCAUGAAGCCUGGAGCAAGAAAGUUCUUCCAAGAGGAGGGAAGAAUGUUUGUUUCCAUGGCGAUGAAGGAGCAUGGCUGUGUGGUGCUGCUGCAGGAAGACUACAUGCUGGAGGAAGAAGAGGGCGAUGAUGAAGAUGGGGAGAAAGGAUUUGGCCCCUCAUCCUGCUGUGAGGUGAGGACACACAAUGGAAUCCUGGUCUCUGUCAGUAAGGCAGACAUCUGCAAGUUCAAAGUGGACGCAGUAGUCAAUGCAGCCAAUGAAGACCUGCAGCAUAUUGGAGGCCUGGCUUUAGCACUACUCAAGGCUGCUGGUCCUCAGCUGCAGGAGCUCAGUGAUCAACAUGUCCGUAAUAACCGCCGACUGCAGCCAGGCGACGCCAUUGUGACAGAUGCAGGCAAUCUACCCUGUAAGUAUGUGGUCCAUGCGGUUGGUCCACGGUUCACACACUUUGACCAAGGAACAGCCAUACAGCGUCUGAAACAAGCUGUGAAUGAGAGCCUGAGGGAGGCUGCGAAGGUUAACUGCUCAACUGUUGCCGUCCCGGCCGUCAGCUCUGGGAUAUUCGGCUUUCCUCUGGACCUGUGCACUGAGACCAUUGCUGUGGCAGUGCGUGACUACUGUGAGAACCUAAGAGGUCAGACCUCUCUGACUGAGAUUCACCUGGUGGACAGCAAUGACAACACUGUGAGAGCCCUGGCCAGCGCUGUCCAGAAAACGUUCAAUGACCUGCACCCAAAAAUGACCAUGCCUCCGCAGGGUGCACAUAGGGGAAAUGGACAUUGGGGACGCGGGCAACAGGGAAGUGAACGACGGGGAAGAGGACAACAUAGUUACGGACAUCAAGGACCUGGAUAUCAGGGACAGUCACCAUGGGGACAUGGGCAGUGGGGACAAAGCAGAAGGGGGGGGGAGGAGAAGGUAGAGGGGGAGCCGGAGGUAGAGGAGGAGGAGAAGGUAGAGGAGGAGGUGGAGGUAGAGGAGGAGGUGGAGGUAGAGGAAGACAUGGAUAUAGGGGAGGAGACAUCUGAGGGCAUCGUCAACACCAUCUCUGAGGAUUUGGACCUGAGUAAAGGUGCUGUGUCCAAUGCUAUCCUAAAGGCAGCCGGUCCUGGGCUCCAAUCAGCAGCCACAGAUGAGGCUCGCGUCAACAGAUUGGCCUAUGGUGACAUUGUGGUCACCGACGGUUACAACCUGCUAUGUCAGAGGGUGAUCCAUACUGUCUGCCCCCAUUGGGACCAGGGAGCUGGCUCAGCAGAGAAGAUAUUGAGAACGAUGAUCAGAGAUUGCCUGAGUGAGGCAGAGAAGCAUAGGCUGGCAUCCCUGUCUUUCCCUGCCAUUGGAACAGGGAACAUGGGAUUCCCUAAGGGCCUGGUGUCCAAGCUUCUUCUGCAGGAGGUCAAAGACUUCAGCCAGAGAAGAAACUCCACACACCUUAAAGAGGUGGCCAUCGUGGUCCACCCCAGCGACACCCAAACUGUGGAUUGCUUUGUCAGGGAAUUCAGAGGUCAGACACAAGGGUAUACUUGGCAGAGUUCACAAGGUUCCGGCCAAUCACAACAUUCCAAAUCUCAUGUUGGCCAAUCACAGCAGCCCUCUGGCGCAGGCUUCUUUGGACAGGUGUCAUCCCCUUCUCUGGGUGUGUACAGCAUGCAGAUGGAUCACGUGACCUUUGAAGUGUCAUCAGGAGACAUCACCAAGGAGUCCAGUGAUGUCAUUGUCAACUCCUCCAAUAAGGACUUUAACCUCAAAUCAGGUGUAUCCAAAUCCAUUUUAGAAGGAGCUGGAUUGAAGGUGGAGUUGGAGUGCUCAGAGAUUGUCAGAUCCCCAAGCUUCCAACCAUGCAGGAUGAUCGUGACAUCAGCAGGAUCUCUCCCAUGCAAACACAUCAUGCACAUUGUGGGACAGAAUGACCCUAAGAUCAUUAAAGAGACUGUGUACGAUGUUCUCAAGAAGUGUGAGGAGCGAAGGUUCACCUCAGUGUCCUUCCCAGCGCUUGGAACAGGCCAGGGUGGGGCGAGUCCCUCUGCUGUUGCGGACGCCAUGAUUGACGCAGUGGUGGACUUUGUGAAGAAGAAAAAGGGACAGUUUGUGAGAAGUGUGAACAUCCUGAUAUUCCAGACUGCCAUGGUGACGGAGUUCCACAAGAGCAUGAAGAGGAGAGUGGGAGAGGGAGUGGAGGAAAAGGGCAUUUUUACCAGGUUUAAAGAUUCGCGCUCUGCCCGUGAGAACCUUGUCAUGGCGGGAGAGGAGUUUGCCCCAACCGUGUUCCAGCUGUGUGCAGAGAGCCCCCAGGCUGUGAGCCGUGCCCGGGACUGGGUUAAAAACCUCAUAAUGAAGGAGCAAACUGAGAAAACCAUCAAGAACCCGUACAUCAGCCAGCUGAGCCAGGGGGAUGUGGAGAAGUUGCAGGCCAUGCAGAGGGAGCUGAUGGUCAGGAUACGCCUGGAGAAGAAGGGCCCCAACUCCUUGAUCCGCCUGGAGGGCCUGAGCCGCGAUGUGCUUACAGCAGACAGCCUCAUCAGGGACAUGGUCCUGGUCCAGGAGAGGGCAGAGAACAGCAGACAGGCAGCUUUCCUGGUGAGCAGCCUGGUGGAGUGGCAGUACAAAGACCACAGUGGAACAAUAGUGUCUUUUGACAUGCUCACCAACUACAUCCUGGAGGAGGCUGUGAAAGACAACAGCAAAGUGACAAUCAAGAUCAACAAUGAGGAUUAUAAGGCAAAUGUAGCCCACAAGAGAGCUGUCAAGUUUGGGGGCAGAAGAGAAAUUGAGUUACUGAGAAAAGACUUGAAAGACGAUACAUCAGUGUCUCUACCUGCACACUGGGAUGACAUGAAGGGUUCCCUCUUAAUGCUGGUCCCACUAACUACAGGAUCCAAGGGAUACAAUGACGUAGAGAAGGAAUUUCGAAAGACUUUGCUCACUGACACCAUCAUUACAAUUGAACAAGUCCAGAACGAUUCACUGUGGAAGAGCUACCAGAUAAGAAAGAAGCUCCUGGAGGAGAAGAACAAGCACACAAACAACGAGAAACUGCUGUUCCAUGGCACCAGUUCCGACUCCAUCACCCAGAUCAACAACCAUGGCUUCAAUCGCAGCUACGCUGGAACACAUGGUGCAGCUAUCGGCAAUGGAUCAUACUUUGCUGUGGACUCCAGUUAUUCAGCAAGGGGAUAUUCUAAAGCUGAUGCACAAGGGAACAAGUGCAUGUACCUGGCCAGGGUUCUUGUUGGAGACUACACUCAGGGAAAAGCAGGCUUGAUUUUUCCUCCUGCCAAACCUUCAGGGAAGGAUGCCGAUUUGUACGACAGUGUCACAGACAACACCUCCAAUCCAACCAUGUUUGUGAUCUUCAAUGAUGUGCAGGCUUAUCCAGAGUUCCUCAUCACAUUCCAGUAAAUCAGAUUUAACUACCUUCAUUAGUAUAUCAAUACUUCACAACAAAUUGCAUAUGUCUGUGUGAAGGGUUUUAAAGGUAUGUGGGUUAGUUGUAAUAGCCAUGGCUGAGGUUAGACAUCCUUAGAGUAACCAGUGGUGUACAGUUGCAAAGUUGUAUGGUAUGUCAUUUGAUGCUGUGCAGAUUCUGCAAAGAGAGAAGAAGCUACUGGAGAAGGGGUUGAGAGAGCUUAUAGACUACCGUAGUGGAAAUAGGGUCUUCAUUGAUGAGCAGGAGCAGAAGUUUUCAGAGUAUCUCUUGAGGCCAGCUGAUUUAUGCCCACUGUUAUCGAGGCCACCUCUCCGGAUGCCUCCCAGCCCAGCUAUCCAGCUGCCUCCCAUGUCACCUCUCCAGCCAUCUCCCAUUUCACCUCUCCAACUGCCAUCCAGGCCACCUCUCCAGCCGUCUCCCAUUUCACCUCUCCGGCUGCCUCCCAGGCCAGCUCUCCGGCUGCGUCCCAUGUCACCUUUCCGGCUGCGUCCCAUGUCAGCUCCUGCCGCCUCCCAGGCCGCCUCUCAUGCCGCCUCCCCGGCCGCCUCCCCGGCCGCCUCCCAGGCCGCCUCCCAGGCCGCCUCUCCAACCGCCUUUCCAGCAGCCUUCCAGGCCACCUCUCCAGCAGCCUUCCAGGCCGCCUCUCCAACCGCCUUCCAGGCCGCCUCUCCAGCAGCCUUCCAGGCCGCCUCUCCAGCAGCCUUCCAGGCCGCCUCUCCAGCAGCCUUCCAGGCCGCCUCUCCAGCAGCCUUCCAGGCCGCCUCUCCAGCAGCCUUCCAGGCCGCCUCUCCAGCAGCCUUCCAGGCCACCUCUCCAGCAGCCUUCCAGGCCACCUCUCCAGCAGCCUUCCAGGCCACCUCUCCAGCAGCCUUCCAGGCCACCUCUCUGGAAACGCCCGAUUACUCUUCUGAUUUCAACCCAGUUGAUGUACACCCAUUCAAGCACUCAGAAGGCCAAAACAAAAUGUGCCCUGCCUAAAAAAACAGCUGGAAAUAAGCAAGCCAAAACAAACCACACUGAACAACAACAAAACAAAACGGAUUGAACCAGAAGAAUCAGAUUCCUCCAACGAGGAAAACUUCUGCAUUGUGUUCAUGGGGCACUUUAACAAUUCCAUGUCCAAGGAGGUCUGGUUGCAGUGCUGGAAAUGCAAAUUAUGGCCCCAUCAAACCUGUACCACUGUCACAACGGUGACUGAUUAAGUGUCCAACAUUCAGUCACACACCAAAUAAACAUGGCAAUGUUGCUCUAAUGGUCUCAAUAAAGACAUUCAAUAAUUAGUUGCAUGUAAUGAUUUAUGUACUUUUUCAAUCUGUUACAAUUCACCCCUAGCACUGUUACAACUAACCCAGACCACUCCUUGCAUUUAUGACCACACCAUGCAUUUGCAGUUUGAUUUACAUAAUAACCACACCAAUGUGUAAAGGACAAAUGUAGGUUGUUUGUAUCAAGUUUUGAACACACUAGCAUAAACUAUCUCUGAGAAACUGACUGAAAGGUGAGAAGUGUUACAUCCAUCACUGGUCUCCCCAACUAUUUACUCCGUACAUUUUCCCUGACACCCAAAAGUACUCGUUACAUUUUCCAAUUCACACACUUACUGUAUCAAGAGAACAUCCCCGGUCAUGCCUACUGCCUCUGAUCUGCUGGACACACUAAACACAUAUGCUUAAUUUGUAAAUGAUGUCUAAGUGUUGGCGUGCCCCUGGCUAUCCGUAAAUAAAAAAGCUGUGCUGUCUGGUUUGCUUAAUGUGAAGAAUUUGAAAUGAUUCAUACUUUUACUUUUGAUACUUAAGUAUAUUUAAAACCAAAUAUUUUUGCCUUUUACUCAAGUAGUAUUUUACUAGGUGACUUUCGCUUUUAUUUUAGUCAUUUUCUAAGGUAUCUGACACGACUUCCGCCGAAGUCGGCUCCUCUCCUUGUUCAGGUGGCGUUCGGCAGUCGACGUCACCGGCAUUCUAGCCAUCGCCGCUCCAUUUUUCAUUGUUCCAUUUGUUUUGUCUUGUUCCCCGCACACCUGGUUUACAUUCCCUAAUCACACUGCUUAUAUAUAUAUAUUCCUCUGUUCCCCCCAAUGUCUUUUUGUAGAAUUGUUUUGUUUUGUGCUUGUUGUAUCGCGCCAGUCUGGUUUUUCACCCUGGGCAUCGCCUGUACCCUAUUUGGGGAAUUAUUGGUGAACCUUAUUAUUAUAUUAUCAACGCUAUUUUGCACCCGUCUGUUUGUUGCUCUUGGCUAAUAAAGUCACCUGAUCACCUA
Messenger RNA from Oncorhynchus keta (chum salmon), 7969 nucleotides. RefSeq names its product protein mono-ADP-ribosyltransferase PARP14-like. Lineage: Eukaryota; Metazoa; Chordata; Actinopteri; Salmoniformes; Salmonidae. Gene Ontology annotation, biological process: negative regulation of gene expression. Bases 73 to 5685 code for a protein of 1870 amino acids. The transcript has 17 exons. Gene Ontology annotation, molecular function: transcription corepressor activity; NAD+ poly-ADP-ribosyltransferase activity. Gene Ontology annotation, cellular component: nucleus; cytoplasm. The record is from RefSeq and is a predicted model, not a curated record.